Molecule: messenger RNA, 1083 nt
Organism: Pseudozyma hubeiensis SY62
Lineage: Eukaryota; Fungi; Basidiomycota; Ustilaginomycetes; Ustilaginales; Ustilaginaceae
Exons: 1
Coding region: 1-1083 (360 amino acids)
Biological process (GO): translation
Cellular component (GO): ribosome; mitochondrial large ribosomal subunit
Molecular function (GO): structural constituent of ribosome
Source: RefSeq, a predicted model, not a curated record
AUGCUGCAACAGCGACUUGCCAACCUCAGUUUGCAAUCAUUCAGAGUUGCCGCCGCAACAGCCGCUCCUGCGUUGGCGCGGUCCAUUCCUACAGCACACCAAUCGACCUCUUCACGACCCUUCAUACACACAACAGCUCGCUCUUCGCAAGCAGCGCCGGUCGAAUCUGAAGCAAAGGCAGCAUCAGCAGCACCAGAGGCAUCGGAAGAUCUCAAGUGGAAACCCACCACGCAGCGCGUGGGUCUCAUCGCUGUCAAACGAGGUAUGACGUCCUUCUUCCUUCCAAAUGGCGAGAGAAUUCCAGCAACCGUCCUUCAGGUGCAUACAAACCAGAUCUCGGCGCACAUCGGCUUCGGCGCUGAUGCGAACGAGUCGACGUACACCGCACUCCAGGUCGCCGCAGUCGAUACAAAGUCGACGGAUCACGUCACAAAGCAGAUCCAGGGCCACCUCAAAACGGCUGGCAUCUCGACCGGAAAGAAGAUCAUCCGCGAGUUUCCCGUCAGCUCGGAUGCCCUCGUGCCGCUCGGCACAGAGUUGUCGGCGGUGCACUUUGUGCCAGGCCAGUCGGUGGACGUACGCGCCAUCACACGAGGUCGCGGGUUCCAGGGUGUCAUGAAGCGCCACGGCUUCCACGGUCUGCGAGCAUCGCACGGUGUCUCAAUCUCUCACCGAAGUCACGGUUCGACCGGUGCCAACCAGGACCCAGGUCGUGUGUGGCCAGGAACCAAGAUGGCCGGUCGUAUGGGCGGAAACAAGCACGGCACCAUCCACAAUCUGCUCGUUGUUCGUGUCGACGCUGAGAAGGAUCUCAUCUAUGUCAAGGGAAACGUACCCGGUCCCAAAGGCGGCAGUGUCACUCUGCAAGAUGCUCGUCGUCCCAGCUGGAAGGGCCAGAAGAUGUACAGGAGGGGACGAUUGCCAACCGGCGAGGCGCUAUCUGGCAAGGAGCCAGACUCGAUCUACUUGGCACCUGGUGUUGAUAAGCUGCCGUUCCCAGCCGGCACCAAGGCUAUCGCUGACAAGCUCCCUGCCAUUGUCGAGAUCGGUCUGACGCAGCUCAACUCGGCCAACAAGGCAUGA